Molecule: messenger RNA, 2271 nt
Organism: Aspergillus terreus NIH2624
Lineage: Eukaryota; Fungi; Ascomycota; Eurotiomycetes; Eurotiales; Aspergillaceae
Product: neutral/alkaline ceramidase
Exons: 2
Coding region: 1-2271 (756 amino acids)
Biological process (GO): long-chain fatty acid biosynthetic process; ceramide catabolic process; sphingosine biosynthetic process
Cellular component (GO): extracellular region
Molecular function (GO): N-acylsphingosine amidohydrolase activity
Source: RefSeq, a predicted model, not a curated record
AUGGCGAGCCAUAGGCUUAGUAUCGCCUUCGGUGGAACCUUUAUUAUUGCGAUCGUAUCUCUGCUCUUCCUUUCGUUCGUCCGUGACAUCGACGAGCUUCCCGGUUUGGACGCCAGGUACCAGUGGGCAGACCGGGAGUUUGCUGCAGAUGACAGUGUCUUCCUUCUGGGAGCCGGAAAGGCCGACAUCACAGGGCCUGUCGUCGAGGUAGCGUUCGGGGGUUAUGCCAGCCUGACUCAGGUCGGAACUGGCCUCCGACAGAGAAUCUUCUCGCGUGCUUUCAUCGUAGCAAACCCGAGAAACCCGAAUGAUACCUUCGUCUACCUGAUCAUCGACUCCUUGACGGGAGAUACUGCAGUGCGCCAUGGGGUUCUCGAGGGCCUUGCCAGCUGGGGUGGUGACUAUGUGCGGUAUGGUGAACACAAUGUCGCCCUCACUGGCACCCAUUCGCAUUCGGGACCGGGCGCGUGGAUGAACUAUCUCCUUCCGCAGAUUCCCAACUUGGGCUUUGAUAAACAGAGCUAUCAGGCCAUUGUAGACGGGGUUUUGCUGUCCAUCAAACGGGCUCACGAAAGCUUGUCUCCUGGGCGUCUCCGAUUUGGCUCCAUCGACCUUGAGGGCGCAAAUGUCAAUCGAAGCCCGUACUCCUAUGAUCACAAUCCCGAAGAGGAAAAGGCGCGGUAUUCCGCUAAUGUGGACAAGACGAUGACGCUCCUGCGCUUCGAUCGGGUCGCAGACAAUAAAACUACGGCCGUGCUCACAUUCUUCCCCGUACACGGCACAUCCAUGUAUAAUAACAACACGUUGGUGUCCGGGGACAAUAAAGGAGUGGCGGCGUACCUCUUCGAAAGGAGCGCUCAGGGCGACGAAAAGUUUGCCGAGAACUUCAUUGCCGGCUUUUCCCAGUCGAACGUCGGUGACACGUCUCCGAAUAUCCUGGGAGCGUGGUGUGAGGAUGGCUCUGGCCAGAUGUGUCGGUAUUCAGACAGUACUUGUGGAGGUAAGACAGAGGACUGCCACGGCCGCGGCCCUUAUUUCCGAGAAAAGGACAACGGCGCAAAGAGCUGCUUUGAGAUUGGCCGCCUCCAAUACCAGGCUGCGAGCAAACUGUAUGAUCAGUUGAGCUCCAGCCCCGUCCAGAUCCUCAAGAACUCCGACGUACGCGCCUUCCAUGUCUACCACGACCUGUCAAACUACACUUUCAUAUCACCAUUCAAUUCCAACACGGUCAAAACGUGCCCUGCUGCACUGGGAUACUCCUUUGCUGGCGGCACAACCGAUGGCCCAGGGGCGUUCGAUUUCACCCAAAACGGCACGGGUCCGGCAGAGUCCAAUCCAUUAUGGAAGAUCGCCCGAGCUUUUCUCCAUCAGCCAACAAAGGAGCAGCAGGCAUGCCAGAAACCAAAGGAUGUGCUCCUAGAUGUGGGCUACAUGACGAAGCCAUAUCCGUGGGACCCCAACAUUGUGGACAUACAAGUGCUCAGAGUGGGCCAGUUAUUCAUCAUCAUUUCAACCAGCGAAGCAACCACGAUGUCCGGCCGGCGCUGGAAGGAUGCCAUUGCCAAAGGGGCAAAGGAAGUGUUGUCUGUUGAGGAGCCACUGGUAGUCCUUGGCGCCCCAUCGAACAGCUACGCGCACUAUGUGGCCACCGAGGAAGAGUAUAACGUCCAGCGGUACGAGGGUGCCUCCACCCUCUAUGGGCCCAACACGCUUGCGGCCUAUGUGAACCUGACUCUCACAUACUUGCCAUAUCUAGGCGACAGUGCUGGACUCCCGCAAAUCCCCGCGGGGCCCCAGCCACCAAUCAAUACAGAAAGGUCACUGUCAUUCAUAACAGAGGUCGUUUAUGACAAUAGUCCCCUCGGGAAAAAUUUUGGAGAUCUCCUUUCGUCCUCGGGUGGCAGUACCUACAGACCAGGCGACAUUGUAAAUGCAACGUUCGUUGGAGCCAACCCCCGGAAUAAUCUGCGACUUGAGUCGACAUUUGCUGCUGUCGAGCGGCAAAAGUCUGGCUCCAAUGAUUGGGAAGUCGUGCGUACGGACAAAGACUGGAAUCUGGUGUACAACUGGAAGAGGACGAACACCAUACUGGGGCAUAGCGAAGUGACGAUUCAAUGGCAGAUCGAGGACGACUUCUACAAUAUCGGGGACCCUCACACGCUUCAGGACGGAACAUAUCGCCUCCACUACUAUGGAGAUUUCAAGAGCGCCCAGGGUGACAUUGGCGCCUUCGAAGGAAUAGGUCCCUCGUUCAAGGUUGUGUCCAGCUAG